Molecule: messenger RNA, 4197 nt
Organism: Trachemys scripta elegans
Lineage: Eukaryota; Metazoa; Chordata; Testudines; Emydidae
Gene: SAMD11
Product: sterile alpha motif domain containing 11
Exons: 14
Coding region: 55-3018 (987 amino acids)
Biological process (GO): positive regulation of transcription by RNA polymerase II
Molecular function (GO): RNA polymerase II cis-regulatory region sequence-specific DNA binding; DNA-binding transcription activator activity, RNA polymerase II-specific; protein binding
Source: RefSeq, a predicted model, not a curated record
UCAAUAAGCGUUUGAAACCAAAAUAAUGUCUACGGCAGCAGAGACCUCUCCAAGAUGUCAGGUGUUAGUCCGGAGGGGCAGAUCUGUGAGCAGCACAGCGGCUCCCGGGUCUACGGUGCAUUAGCCGCUCGGUGGGAGAGGGAUCCCAGACAGCUGUGGUGGGGAGCCGGCGGAGGAGAUUUGCUAGCGGGCUCCUCCGGGGGAUACUACCCGCCACCUCCUGCACCCGAGCGCAAAAGGUGCUGUUGCUGCUGCUGCUACUGCUGGCGCAUUUCAUCCAAACUCCAGCCAGAGCGGGGGCAAGUUGCACCGGAGACAUCAGAGCCACUGUGCUUUGGAGAGGCGAGGGCGCACUGGGAGCGCAGCGGCACCAUGCCUGCUAUCAAGAAGGAGCGACUUGACAGGGAGGAGAUGGCCCUGGCUGCUUUUAACCAGCCCAUGGAGACCUUACCUGACUAUCUGGCCCCUUUAGCGGCCGCUGCCAUCCCGGUGGUGACCCCCCACCCUCCGGCUUACGACCAGAUCUUUGCCCACCACCACCGUGCCUACCUGGGCUUCCCCGAGACCCACCACCCGCACCACCCCCAUCACCACCUCCCCGAGGACCUGAUGCUGGAGCGCUUUUCCUCCAUCCCGGAUUUCCAGCCCUUCUUUGACAACGGGGAGCCGUGCAUCGAGGUGGAGUGCGGCGAGAACAAGGCGCUGCUCUACAUCAGUAAGUUAUGCCAGGGCAGCAAAGGACCCUCCAUCCGGUACCGGGGAGAGUGGCUCACCCCUAACGAGUUCCAGUUUGUCAGCGGCAGGGAGACCGCCAAGGACUGGAAACGGAGCAUCCGGCACAAAGGGAAAAGUUUGAAGACUCUUAUGUCCAAAGGAAUCUUACAGAACCGGGGUCGCCUGGCCGAGAAGAGAACGAUCCCUCUGCCUCCCACCAGGCUCCCAAAGAAAGAGCUGACCUCCAUUUUCUCACAUAGCGACGACAGCGAGGAGAGUGACAAGGCCAAUGGUCAACACCCCGAAGUGAAGCAGGAGGAGGAUCUGCAUAUCAGUAUCAUGAAAAGAAGGAUUCACACCCACUGGGAUUUAAACAUCUCCUUCCGAGAGACCUCUUGCAGCCGUGAUAACGACCUCUCCACCAUCAUCUCCAACCUGCAUCAGAGCCGCCAACUCGUUAUGCCAGAGACCCAGAGUCGCUGUGAAUUCAAGAGAAACAGCAUCGACGUCGGCUUAGGAGCAGCAGAUGAAAUUUUAGGCAGGAGAAGAGUAUGUUCUCCCAACAGCAGCAGUGAGUGUCCUUUAGAAAGCAAGAAAACCCGAAGCGAGUCCCCAAAGGAAAAUUCCCACACGCCCGUGCUCGAAGACUCAGUGACUCAGAUGACCCCAGAGGAACACUACAGACGGAUGAUGUCAGCCCUGAACGAACACAGCACCUUUGAGGAGCAGCAGCAGCAGCGCCUCUACCAGUUGGCCAACAGCAUGGCAGUCCCCAGCCACGGUGAUCUGCUCCGAGCGCGGCAAGAGGCGGCGGCGCGCAACCCCGGGGCCAUGGAGGCGCAUCUCCCCUCGGCCAGCAACUCGUCCAGCCAGCGCCGGAAACAGGGGCUGCCCCAGCACCGCGACACGCACUUCCCCGAGAGGGACAUGUCCCACCCACCACCUCUGCUGUCACCCCAGAAUGCCCCCCACAUCGCGCUAGGGCCUCACUUGAGACCUCCCUUCCUGGGGGUGCCUUCAGCUUUGUGCCAGACGCCAGGUUACGGGUUUCUGCAGCCGGCACAAGCAGAGAUGUUUGCACGGCAGCAGGAGAUGCUGCGGAAACAGAAUCUUGCCAGGCUUGAGAUGUCGGCCGAGAUCAUCCGCCAGAAGGAGCUGGAGAAUCUCCAUCGACAGAGGCUACUGGCCGGCGACCCGCUGAGCCUGCAUCCGGGCUUACCCCAGGACCACCCGGCCUUGCGGAACAUGCACGACAUCCCCGAGGGGCACCCUCUGAGGGACGAACUUUCACGGAGGAAUGCCAUGCUGGUGCUCCGGCACAACAACACGCCGCUGCUGUCACUCAACCAUGGGGUCCCCAGCACCACCCCGCCCAAGGAGCAGGGCCGGAGGGGGAGCCGGAAAUCAGUGCACCACCGGGCCGAGCCUCCGGGUCUGCACGAGGCCAAGGAGCUGGCCGAGCCCCGGGCCCGGGAUGGCGUGCCCGACUGCAACGACGAGGAGAUGAAAGACUCGGAGAGCGAUGCUGAAGUGAGCGACGAGAAGCCGGAGAGCCUGAAAGCUGAGAGCAGCAGCUCAGCCAGUGAACUCAAAGAGUGCAAAGAGACAAGCAAGGUCUAUGAGGGGGCCAAGGAGCUGAGCGAAGUGGCUUCCGGCCAGAAUGCCCCCUGCAGCUCCUCAAGCACUGAGUCACCCAGCCACCUGCUCGGCCCAGGCAUCAAUAAAAAUGAGGUGAAAUACCUCCCUCCGGCCUCCAUCCCACCACCUCAGCCGCUGCCCUUCGGAUUCCCUUAUACAAUGAGCCCCUAUUUCCACGCAGGCGCCAUGGGAGGUCUGUUCUUGGAUGGGGAGGAGAGCCCUGCGCUGGAAGACAUCAGCAAAUGGACAGUGGAGGACGUCUGUAACUUUGUGGGCAGUUUGUCUGGCUGUGCCGAGUACACUCAGGUAUUCAGGGAACAGGCUAUCGAUGGCGAGACGCUGCCUCUCCUGACUGAAGAGCACUUACUGAACAACAUGGGGCUCAAACUGGGGCCAGCUCUGAAGAUCAGGUCACAGGUGGCCAAGAGAGUUGGCAGGGUUCUCUACAUGGCCAGCUUCCCCAUGGCAUUCCCGCUGCAGCCCCCUGGCUUACGGCCUCCAGACCGAGACCUGGCAUCCGCUGAGCUCCGCCCAUCGUCCACAGGCAGCGUAUCCUCCCCCUACAGCAGCAGCCUGCUCCCCGCUAGCCGCGUCUCACCAAAGCAGGAAAAUGGAAACCCCUCGUUAAUGGCUGGAAUCAACGACACCACGAAACCUCCAUCGUAACUGCACAGCCACGCGACUCCCUCCAGUACUAAGACACGUUGUGACAAACUCAACGGAACAAGGGGACCCUCUCGGCCAGCCGGAGGGUCGAGGAAAGAGGGAAACAGGGUUGUGUGUGCGCAUUCACUUUUUUUUUUUUUUUUUAAACCCACAAUAAGAAAAGAUCGAAGAAGGGAAAAAAAAUCCAAAGAUUUAUUGAAAGCAAUUCAAGGGGGGAAAAACAGAUUGAGAGAAAUCUGGCCCUGUUCCCCCUUUCCUGCUUGCCCAAACCCGAGGGAGAACAGCGGGCAGAGAUGGGAACGCUCGUCUGUUUGCCUUCGUGGGAACGCAGCUUUGGAGAACUGCUGGGGGUGACUCUGCCCACCAAGGCAGAGAGCCCCGAACUGUGAGCAAACCAACCCCCCCACCCCGAGAACUGUACUCAGCUCCUUGUUCAGGUGUCUAUGCAUCUCUAGCAACUUUUAAAACAAUACCAAAGACAGACAAAAGGCAAGUUCCGGUCCAUGUUUACUUCAGUGCGGAUGGUACGGCAGAGGCGGCUUUGGCGCUGCCCCGAGUGCCGCGGUGCUUUCACCGCGCCCAGAGACAACAGACUAUGGCAGCGUCUCCUCAUCCCCAGCCCCUCCAGGACUUUUUCUUUUUGGGUAACUUUCUUUUAAAGAAAGCAAACAAUAGCAGAAGGGGUGUGGUGGGGAGGGGGAGGGGGACAGGGAAGGGCCCCUGGCUCCUCCUUGCACCCCCUCCCCCCAGCGUGUGUACAGCAAACUCAUUGAUAUUGUUUUUUGGUUGUGGAGGGGUUAUUUUCUUUUAAAGCCUUGUUACAGAGGUGGAUGUAGUUGCACAUUCUGGCCUGCUAAGGCCUAUGAGACAGGUACCUGUGCAUGCCCAUAGGAGGUAGGGAGGUCAGGCAAACCCACGGGUAGAGGUUUUACUACUGUGAAGAAGACGGUAACUCCUGGGGGUGACCUCCUGUGACUUGUACAGUUGUGAACAACAAUCACACAUGGUACUUCGUGCUCUCUCUCUCUCUUUUUGUUUAAACGUUGCACGGGCUACCGUUUUUCUUAUAAAAAAUAGCUUGGUGGUACAUUAGCUUCUUUAUCUUGUAAAAAACAAUUGUCAUUAUUCAUCCCAUCACAAUAAAUGCUUUCCAGCAAUCAGUUUAAAUAAAAACAUCAU